This is a messenger RNA of Penicillium odoratum, 1458 nucleotides long. RefSeq lists its product as uncharacterized. NCBI's taxonomy places the organism in Eukaryota, Fungi, Ascomycota, Eurotiomycetes, Eurotiales, Aspergillaceae. The transcript has a single exon. Bases 1 to 1458 code for a protein of 485 amino acids. The record is from RefSeq and is a predicted model, not a curated record.
AUGGCAGACCCCGGUGACUCCUCCGAUACUUUAAUCUCUCCUCCUUCCCCCGUCUACCACCCACCAAAAACAAACAUGGAAUCGGACCUGGAACUCUCAACCCUCGAAUCCCCACCACCUGCCAUCCUCAAAAUAUUCCGUGAAGCAAGCGACAUCACAUGGCAAGAAACGCUCGAGUCAACAAAAGACCAAGUCCCUCUCGUCCGGCGACGUGGCAGGUUCCAACUCUUGCACCAGCAACAAUUCAAGAACAGCCUACUUGCGAGCGUAGGGUAUCUUGAGCUAGCGAACGCGGGUGAUUUUGCCGCUAAUGUAUGGAACGAUAUUCCCGUCCCAACUUUUGCAGCUGUAUUGAUGGGGAUUGGGGGUACGUUCGCGCUGUGUAUGGUUAUUGUUGCUAUACAAGAUUUUCGACUCAGUUGGAGGAACGUGAGACUUCUACGAAAGGAACGCGUUCAUAUCCAGCGGUUGCAGCAGUAUCAUUGCAAGAAUCCGGAUUUGACACGGUUGCUGGAUGCGAGGCUGGGCGUUGGGAUGCGUGAGAUUGGCACGGAAGUCGUGGACAGAAUCCUCAUGGACCUGCUUAUGGGUCUUGGAUCGGUUCUUGUUGGCGUUGGUACACUUAUGGCUAUCGGAGGAGCGAAUCGUCGUGUCUAUGAGGCGAGUAACCUUCUUUCAGGGUACAUUGGUAAUGCCAUGGCGGCGAUGUUUGGCCUUGCAAACGCCAUUUGGUCGGUAUACCUGAUCUGUCGGUUCAAGCAGCACGAUAAAGCGGUUGUCGCUCAUGAGCCCAAUGAUGAUAUCCGGCGCCGGCUGCGUCUGCGCUUCAAACGUUUUCAAUGGCACUCGAUUGCGAACAGUAUCAAUGGAUUGGUAGCUGGUGCUGCAUCCAUGGUGACUGCCAAGCGGUGGGAAGGGUACGUGGUUCUUGUCCCGUGUAUCAUCUCACUGAUCAUGUGCAACUAUUUCUGGCGCAAGAAGCUGGGCUAUGAUCGGCCGAUUCUGGAUCAAAUUUCUCUCGCCAAGCUACAGUCGACGCCUCUCCUGGAAGAUCUGGAAUACGCCAUCAGCAUGCAGCGUAAUCUCGCCGAGCCAGACCAGGCCAUCCCACAAUUCACUGUGGAUACCCAAUCAUUGGAGUCAAUGCUAGGGUUUAUCGUGCGAAAUCGCAUGCUGGAAACAUAUGUUGACUCUCUCGCACGUGAUAAAAAAGUUCGUUUCAUUCUCUCUGAAAUCCCCGCCGAGGCGAUAACACCAGACGAAAUCGUCAUCAAUUCCGACCUUCUUCUCUGUCUCUCCUCCAAACCAACACACUCACGCCUCCUCAUUGAUCAUACCGCAAAAUUCCUUCGCGAGGAAGGCGUUAGAACCUUUACUCAUCGCGAGCGACAUUUGUUAGAACUAUUGGGUUAUGCCGUCUGGCGGAAUCAGACCGGAACCGAAACAGAGUCAAAAUAA